CACACACAAGCUGCUGGAGGAACUCAGCAGACCAGGCAGCGUCUAUGGAAAAAUGUACAGAUGACAUUUCAUAAUGUGCUGUCAAGACCAUGGUUUAUUCUGCAUCCCCGAACAUGUUACAUAAUAUGGUGGAAAGCAGAUCUGCAGCUGGAUCAUUGCACCUCCCGGAAACUCCAUUUGUGUUGCUGAAUUUAUUACUCUUAAUGCAGUGGUAACAACACAAUAUCUGAAUGAGAGUAUCUUCAGGCAAAGGACUAACAAAUCCAAUAAUUUGACCAGCAAGGCAAGACCAAGGCAGUCAUUCACCGUCAUUGCGGUUUUCUCACUAUCUGACAUAGAUUGGCAGUGAUGACCUCGGAGAUCGCCAGUGGUUGCACUUCAUUGAAGUUCCCCUCCCAGGUUUUAGGCUUCCUCUUUGAGCCAAAGCAUGGCAUCACAAAGAUUAAACCUCCGCUUGGCUGUGUGUUUGCUGAAUAUCUCUGAAGCCAGAAAGAAAGACAUUGUGGAAAGUGUUGCUAAGGCUGCACUCAGUGAUAAACAAGCUUUUGCUUUGAUUACAGGACAGAAGAAAAUGCAGACAACUGUACUGAACAUAUUUUCAGAUUAUGACUACAACAGAUCAGUUCUAACUCUCGCAGGUUCAGUUGAGACAUUAGGUAACUCUGUUUUGUCAGCAUGCGUUGAAGCAUUUAACUUAAUUGACAUGAAAGCUCAUAUUGGCAUUCAUCCCUGUCUUGGAGCUGUGGACCUUGUCCCCAUUUACCCUCUCUCUGAGUCUGUUAGUCUGGAGGAGUGUGGCAGAGUGGCUCGUGAUAUUGCUGAAAAGUUAAUAGUCGAUGUGCCAGAUUGUAGUCUCUUUUAUUUUGGAUACGCUGAUCGACCUCUCAGACGAACUCUGGUCCAGCGCAGGAAAGAACUGAACUGGUUUAACAGGAGCAGCUUAAAGGUGAAGGAAAGAAAGCCAGAUGUGGGAGCUGCAAUUUCUCCCAGAUGUGGUUUAACAGGUAUUGGUGCCAGCCCAUAUGUUAUGAACUGCAAUGUGACUAUAGACACACAGGAUCUGAAUGUCGGACAACAGAUUGCUGGUGCCAUCCGUGGAGCAAAUGUUGGUGGCCUUAAGGGCAUCCAGGCAAUGGCCUUUCCUCAUGAGGGUACCAUGGAGAUAGCCUGCAAUGUGGAAAGCUUUAAAGAUGAGCCUUUACCACUUGUGACAGAAGAAAGGGGGAAAUAUAUUUCUUACCUCAUUCAGGGUGAAGAAUACCCGUACUUCUCUCCAAGUUCCAUCGAGAAGCGGAUUAAAGAACUGGCUGAAAACCUCGGAGUUGCAACAGUGGGCACUGCAUUGGUUGGCUUCACACCUGAGCAUUGCAAGAGAUUAGCAGAACAAGCUAUACGGGAAGGGACUGGAGAGUUCUGGAAAAAGCGCAAGGUCAUUACAAUGUAAGGGAGGUUUGUUAGUGUGAGGAGCAGUGCUGAGUUCAUCACAUAGAUGAUCCUCUGUACAAUAACAUUGAUACUAUCAGUCUGUAAUCAUGUUCUUGGAAAAUGAAUAAGAAGAUCAAUGAGUGGGAACAAAUGUUUGCAAAAGUUUGGCAUCUGCAAUAGAUAGUGAAAACAGAAAAAAAAAUGCCCUGAGCUGGUAGAUGGAUAACCAGUUUCCAAAGAAAGCCAGUGCCACUGUUGACACUUUGUGGGUGUUGGGAGGAUAUGCUUAUUUGUUCACCCAGAUUAGGACGAUCAAGUGUCAGCAUCGUGGAAAAUCCGUGCUCAGAUUUUGGAAUCCGGCUUAGGUGAAUGUGGAAAUCUGAAGAUGCUGUCUGUGAUUCUGUCUUCCGGGCAAGCAGGAUUGUGUAUAACCUUCUCCAAUGGUAUUAGGGGAAAUCACUUAACAGAAGCUACAUUCAAACAACUCUUGCUGUUAGCAGCCUGCAAAUGUUAUGCUCUUUUCUCUGAGGACUAAUUAAACUUUUAAUAAUUUAUUAUAGUUAUUAAAAAUUCUUAACUUGCUGCUGAACAGAUUCCUACCUUAACUAAAACAGUACUACAAUGUGAAUUUUAAUUACCUCACAAACAUUUCUAAUAUUGCGAAUAUUUUUCAAAAUUAAAUCUUUAAAAGAAUUUCAGGUUCUGCGUUAA
This is a messenger RNA of Hypanus sabinus (Atlantic stingray), 2136 nucleotides long. It is a transcript of the gene ftcdnl1, whose product is annotated as formiminotransferase cyclodeaminase N-terminal like 1. The coding region runs from base 428 to 1444 and encodes 338 amino acids. Gene Ontology annotation, molecular function: folic acid binding; transferase activity. The record is from RefSeq and is a predicted model, not a curated record. Lineage: Eukaryota; Metazoa; Chordata; Chondrichthyes; Myliobatiformes; Dasyatidae. The transcript is spliced from 7 exons.